CAUGUAUAUAGAAACAAUCUAUAUCAUGUUACAUGGGACAACACAAAACGCGCUUUUGUAAUCUCAUUGGAUCAAUUGAUUCCUAUAAAUACUCAUCUCAAGUAUAGUGUAAACACAAUUGUGGGACUUGAACAUUCUUAACGAUGAUAAUUUCAAAAGUUUUAAGUAUUGUUUUCUUUGUGGUGUUGUGUUUAGGAGUAUGCUCUGCUGCUAGAACACUUAUUAGCAUUGGUUUGGGUCAUGAAAUUAAUGGAGGUUUCCAUGGUGACAUUGGUGUGAGUGGUGGUGAAGGUGGAGUACAUGCUGGUGUAGAUGAUCAUGGAGGAGGAGCCGGUGGAGGUGGAGGUGGAGGUUCAGGUGGUGGUGGUGGUGGUGGUGGUGAAUAUGGAGGAAGUAUUGUUGUUGUUGGUGGUGGUGGUGCAACUGAAGGUGGUGAAUAUGGUGGAGGAGCUGGCAAAGGAAGUGGAGAAGGUGCAUCACAUGGUGGUGGUUAUUUAGGUGGUGGAGGAAGUGGUAGUGGUAGAGGCGGAGGUGGUGGUGCAACUGAAAGGGGUGGAUAUGGUGGAGGAGUUAGGGAAGGAAGUGGUGGAGGUGCAACACAUGGUGGUGGUUAUGCUGGUGGUGGAGGAGGUGGUAGUGGUGGAGGUGGUGGUGGUGCAACUGAAGAGGGUGGAUAUGGUGGAGGAGCUGGAAAAGGAGGUGGGGAAGGAAUUGGUGGAGGUGCAACACAUGGUGGUGGUUAUGCUGGUGGUGGAGGAGGUGGUAGUGGUGGAGGCGGAGGUGGUGGUGCAGCUGAAGGUGGUGGAUAUGGUGGAGGAGCUGGAAAAGGAGGCGGGGAAGGGUUUGGUGGAGGUGCAACACCUGGUGGCGGUUAUGCUGGUGGUGGAGGAGGUGGCAAUGGUGGAGGUGGAGGUGGUGGUGCAGGAGGUGCUGGUGGUGGUUAUGGAGGAGGGGAAGGAGGCGGAGCAGGGGGUGGAUCCGAUGGAGAAUAUGGAGGAGGAUAUGGAGGUGGAGGCGGAAGUGGAGGUGGCAGAGGGGGUGCCGGUGGAGCACAUGGAGGCGGAUAUGGUGGUGGUGAAGGAGCAGGUGGUGGAUAUGGGGGUGGAGCAGCAGGUGGGGGUGGGGCAGGUGGCGGCUCUGGUGGGGGUGGAGGUGGUGGAAGUGCACAUGGUGGAGGAUAUGGUGGUGGUUCCGGAGGUGGCGAAGGUGGUGGCCACGGCGGAUAUUAUCCUUGAGGCUUGAGCUUACAAGAAAAUUUAUUAUUUGGAAGAAUACCAUGCUCUUUAACUAUAAUAGUAACCAGAAUAAAAUAUAAUUAUGAUGAUUAUAAAUUACUACUAAAAUUUAUCAUUAUAUGUAUUUGAAAUGUUAAAUGAAUGAAAAUGAAUGCUUCUAUCAUGAAGAAAUAUUAGUAUACAAUAUAUAGAAUCUAGUUUCAAUUAA
Messenger RNA from Lathyrus oleraceus (garden pea), 1443 nucleotides. RefSeq names its product glycine-rich cell wall structural protein-like. The transcript has a single exon. The record is from RefSeq and is a predicted model, not a curated record. Bases 144 to 1235 code for a protein of 363 amino acids. NCBI's taxonomy places the organism in Eukaryota, Viridiplantae, Streptophyta, Magnoliopsida, Fabales, Fabaceae.